This is a messenger RNA of Trichoderma gamsii, 2223 nucleotides long. RefSeq lists its product as hypothetical. The transcript has 4 exons. Bases 1 to 2223 code for a protein of 740 amino acids. NCBI's taxonomy places the organism in Eukaryota, Fungi, Ascomycota, Sordariomycetes, Hypocreales, Hypocreaceae. The record is from RefSeq and is a predicted model, not a curated record.
AUGGCGCACCCCGGUAUUCCUUCGAUCCAUCUCCAGCCCCCAUCGGUCGACUUCAUUGACAACCGGCUUCCCAAUUUUCACGAUGUUUUCAGGGAUAGAGAUGUACAUUAUGACCCUGUAUUACGAAGAUAUGUAGAAAACCGAACUAUCACAGACAGAAGUGUGUCAGAUGCUGGCGAGCGCCAAGACAACAGCCAAGCUCUGGUCCAGUCCAGCUACUCGUUUGGCGACGUUGGGGACUCUGAAAAAUUCUGGGGCCUGAUUUUUCCAGAUGCCAUGAAAAAGUUCAUCAAAGAGUAUCCAAAUGAGCCUAAGCAGCGCGACAAGUCUGGGUACAGCAUUCGGACGCAGACAACGUGGGACGGUGUUAAUGAACAGCUCCACAAGGCGCGAGAAGUCUACGAUGGCACCAAACAAGGCUUUCGGGGCCGGUGUAAGCGGGUGUUUCGCAGAAUCGGAGAAAAUACCGUUGAACCAGCGCAAAACAUUAUCCGACUGGUCCCGGAUAUUGAUUACGUUUCACCAGUUCUUGGUGCGGUGCAAUUGCUUCUCAGUGCUUUCACUAUAGCAUCUAGCGUGCGAGAGACAGUUGCUUCGAGUCUUGAGGAUCGGGGUCUUGACGAUCUCUUUGCUGAUGUCGAGGUGUUCUUGAUAACUUUCCCAGACAUGAGCAAAGUCAAAGAUGCCGCUGUGUCCCUGGUAGUCUCAGUUAUGAAAGCAAUCGAAGAUGCUAUAGGUUUCUUCAUAUCAAACCAAAUAAUCAGAGCAGCCUCUGCGAUAGGUCGUGGGAAAACAGGGUACCAGAAACCGCUCCUUGAAAGUUUGGGAGAAAUUCAAAAGAGCAGUCAAAAGCUCAUCCAUCAAGCACAAAACGCCCAUUUUGCUUCUACUCAGAUGGGGCUUAAUGCCAUCUGGAAUGACACUGGACGCCUUGUCAUGUCCCAGCGCAUGACUGGUCAAGCAAUGGAAUACUUGAUCGAUAAAGUCGAUCGCGGUUAUCGAGAGGGAGCCCAGUUCUAUAACACUGUGCAUAGGCUGCUGCUGGACGCCGAAGAGAGUAAAAAAGCAAGAGACCUGAGUCUACAAAACAAAAUCGCUAGCUUGGAAGAGAAGAUUGCCAGCCUUGAAGGGUCUUCUAGGGCAUCGACUCCUGGAACUCCAGAACAUACCCAAGUUUGGCCAAAUCAGCAAACUCCUUGGGUGGGUUAUCCACCCCAAUUUGGCUCAUACUUGCCAGCUUAUCACAACCCAUGGCCCGGAGCUUUUUCGCCGCCAGAAAUGAUUCCAGGGCCUUCAUUCAGCGCAAGUUCAUACAGCAGUUUACCGAUUAACCUUUCGCAUCAAUAUCACACGGUGUCACCACCACCUCCACAGCCGCCAAGGAUUGUCAGUUCUUCUCGCCUUCUUGAUCUUCUCAAUAUUCCACUCGACCUCGACAAAACAGAUCUUGAUAGCGUACAAGAUGGGAGUUACAGGAUUCCAAGGAAACUCCGUGCCCAAGCCGAGCAAGUAACUCGAACAAUGCAGUUCCGCGAUUGGAUCGUCACGCCAAGCUCGCGUCGAUUGCUUAUUCAUGGCGAAUUACCACGACAGUCUCUGGCGACUUGGCAUGUUUCUCCUCUGUCGCACUUUUGCGCCAUGAUGAUGCACAUGCUACGCGCGCGAGAGAAUUAUAUACCCUUGGUAUUUUUCUGCGGAUGCCACGUUGAGCCGGAAGACGGCAACAUUGGCGCUGAGGCGAUGAUGAAGAGCCUGUUAGUACAACUACUACAACAAAUUCCCUUUGCGGCUUUGACUUUAGAUAAAAGCGUGGACCUAAACUGCCUCAGCGAAAGCAACUGCAGUGUAUCCAAGUUAUGUGAUCUCUUUGUUUGGCUGGUUCAGCAGCAGCUUACUAGGGAGUAUACGUUGGUGUGUAUGGUCGAUGGCAUCGGGUUCUACGAGACGGAUGAGUUCGAACCCGAUGUAGUAGUCGUUAUGAAAAUGUUGCUACGACUCUCCGGAGAAACCUCCAAGGAGGACGAUGAUGAACUUCUUUUGCGCGGAGAUAUUAAAGUCCUCAUCACGACUCCAUCUACGACAGACGCCAUUCAAGGACUGUUUGAAGAUAUGGAUGGUAGUAGUGAAAUGUCCUUUAUAUCAAUGUCAGGGCUCCCAGACAUAAAUGAAUAUCUUGAUAUACCCGAGGAUCUUUGGAACAACGAAGAUUCAGAAGACGAAUAA